AUGGGCCAAAUGGGUAGCUCGCUAUCACGCUUGGCAGGUCGACAGAAGGCAGGUCGACACAAGGCCAGAUCACCAUCCCUCAUUUUGCAAUACCCGGCCGAUAUUAUCGUCUACCUCUGCCGAGAACACCUACCACCGGAGUCGGCCCUGGCGCUUUCGCUGACAUGCAAGAGCUUAUUCGACCUCCUAUUUUCGAAGGCAAAAAUGCGCCUCAACGACCCGGACCGCGAGGCUUUUCUGCUUCUUCUUGAGAAGGAUGUUGGACACAAUCGAUACUAUUGCCACACCUGCUCUGUUCUGCAUCGGUUCUGGUCCUCAGAGCACACGAUUAACUGCACCUUUUGUGUUAGAGUUUGGGAGAAAAGUUGCCGGCGUGAAUUUGCUUAUCUCUCCGGAACUAGUUUUCGGGUCCGUUAUCGUCAUGUCCGCCUUGUCAUGAAUCGACACUUUCUCGGUCCACCAAACGGCCUGCCACUGGAUAAGUUCGAAGUCAAGAACACUUCCUAUUCCAGCCUCCGCUGGAGAGAAAAGUGGUCGGCCAAGAUACUCAAGGACGAGCUAUUCUUAUCUGGCACGCGGACCCUUAGUUGGCUCCAUGGAACCGAUCAAGCACUACGAGACAACCUUGAUAACUGCCUAUACUCCAUUUGUACCCACGUCGCUACGAACAAGUCUGCAAAGCUUACCGUUAGCGCGCUUCACACCGAUUCUCCUUCUGCCUGCCUCAUCGUACCAUGCCGGGGCGCUAUCGGAUCGUGCAACCAGUGUCUCACGGAUUACGACACGACAGUGGAACGGCGAUCUACCGAGAUCAAGUAUGGGGAGCGAAAGCUGGUAACGGAGUAUUGGUUUAUUACCAUCACUUCGUAUCACCAGCUUGGAAGUGGUCGUUCGCCAUUUGAUCCUAAAUGGCGAGCGUUCGAAGGGCAAGGGUCAUGGGUCUCUUGGAGGCCUUCACGAGACAUGACGCAGUAUCCCCAAGGCGCGGUGAGGGAAGCGUGGAAAGAGAGCGAGAAGGCUUCUCACAAUCCGUCCUGA
Molecule: messenger RNA, 1038 nt
Organism: Thermothelomyces thermophilus ATCC 42464
Lineage: Eukaryota; Fungi; Ascomycota; Sordariomycetes; Sordariales; Chaetomiaceae
Exons: 1
Coding region: 1-1038 (345 amino acids)
Source: RefSeq, a predicted model, not a curated record